UACCGUCAAGUAAGCUGUAUAGUUCUAAUGAUUCUUGCUACCUUACUUGCUACGAAUGAAAUUAAGAAAAACCAAAUGCACAACAAAAUGACAGUUGCUACAGUUGACAUGUUUGAAUUUUGGAUUCAAUUUGAAAUAUUUUGAAUGUUUAUAAUUCGUGAAUUAAUGUUACUUUUUGUGCUAGUUUUGGAGAGUAUAUUAUUAUGAUGGAAACAGCAACGGCUAAAAAGCCAAAAACCAUGGCAGAGCUCUUGCCUGGUUUGAGUGGUAUAUUGUCUAAGGAUGCGAUGCAAACACUAACCGCUAAGAAGCAACCACGGCCCACGAUGGCAGCACAAAGUCGUACAGCUGAAAAAGUUCUAAAACCCCUGACCAUCGCGGAAAUGAGGGCUGAUAUUCAAGCCCUAAAAAUUCAGUCCCCAAGAAGAUUUGCUCAAGGAGCUACAUCAAACAAAAAGAAAAAUUGGAACUCGUCAGUCAAAGUAGACAAGAAGGUCAGCCAUACAGCAGAUGGACAGCUAAAGAACAAUCCGGUCAGAAAAGUGCUCAAUUUCCAACCAAAGACCAAGGCAAUAGCUAACUCCAGAGUUACCAUGCUUCCAAUGAAUCCUGAAACUCCAAAGUUUCCCAAGCCUGAAUUCAGAGCCAAAAAAUCUCUACAUCUACAAGCUCGUAAUAUUGUACGAAUCAGUGGGAUCUGUAACAUACCAGAGACACCACUCGUAAACAAGCCACCAAAAAGUCGGAUGACUCUUGCUAAUAAGGAAAACAUGUCCAAUCGGGCCAAUGUCCUCACCAAGAAAACAUUAGCAACUCUGAAGCCAGUCGCCCGUCCGAGGCUGGUGGUUACCACUGUACCUGAUACUCCACUUUCUAACGAGUCUUGGAAGUCAAGCUGUGAUGCCAGCUUCUUGCAGAAAGAGAAAGAAAUAAAUGAUAUUGAAGAAAAAGUAAAAGCUGUUGCUGAAGAACAAACCUUGGAAAACAUUGCUGAAGUGUCACCUCCGGUCUCUACACCAUUCAAGGAAUAUAGAAACGUAAAAGAGUAUUUCAACAAUUCCAGUGAAUUAGAGAACUCUGCUGUGUUCGAUGACAACACUAUUAUGUGCUUCGAUAAACCUACAGAGAAUAAAGAAAACAAUAAGAGGGAAGAAAGUGUUAUUGUCUCCCUCUGUGACCUACUCAACAAGGCCAAAGUAACAAAUAAUGACCAGACUAGCACUGAAUUAGAAGACUUACUUGAAGUAGAGAAACAGACAGAGAACAAUAUUAAAAUGAUAGAAAAUGGUAUACAGACACUGAAAAAUAUUAAAGAUUCUCAGCUGAAAUCCUUGCAGUACGUAAGGAAAUUGAUUAAUGAGAAAAGAAGUGGCAAAAAAGACUCUGAGAGUGAUCAUGACAAGACUUUAGUAAAUGAUGCCAAAGUUACACCUAAAAUUAUUAAGAAAGAGAGACUAAGCCCUGAAAAGAGUCCCAUUCUUGAAAAGCCUUGUUCAGUAAUCAAGUCACCUUUAAAAUCACCGUCAUACAAGAUUCCUAAGAAAAAUGUGUGCCUUAGGAAAAAAGUGUUUUACAAAUCCAUGCCAAAUGUGUCAAAUUCUAUGCAAACACCAAAUAAAGAUCCUGAAAACAGAGCACUGAAUAUGUAUAUGAAAAUGAAGCAACAAAUGAAUUUCUUGAACACACCUGUCGUAAAGCAUAAUAAGCCAUCAUACGUUCCCGAUACACCGGCAGUUACAUCUCAUAAUUUACAAAUGCAACUAGACAAAUUGUAUGGAGGAAGCUAAGAUUAAUUAAGAUAGUUUUAUUAUCAGAAUUUAUUAAAAUUGUAUUAAAUUAAUAUAAUUAAAAUAAUCAUAAUUGUUAAGCUUUAUGCUGAAUCAAUUUGUGCAUAGGGUUGUGCUACAGGUUGGCAUAAUUUUAUUAUUAUAGUUAAUUUUAUUUGUUUACUUUGGACUCCUUAUGAUUUUUAUUAAGUUAUCCACUAACUACUAAUGUACUAACAAUGCCAAUGCAAUGUAUUUCUGACUGUCUAUCUAUAGCCAUAAGAGUUAUAUUAUGUUCUUCCUUUUAUUGUAAAUUAAUAAAAUAACUGUAUAUUAGACAUUGAUACUGUAAAAAAGGAAUAAAGUUUAGAGAUUUGUCAAAAUGCUGUUGAUUGUUUGUCAGUGUCAGAAGUAUGUUACAAUUCCUAAAGUUAGUUAGUGGUGGCGCUAGUAUCGUAAAGUUAACCAAGAAUUAUCAUAAUUUUCUUCUGAGAAAGUGUUCCAUUGAAGUUAUAACUACUGCAAAAGUUAAAUGACCUUUUGGCUGUUAUAAUAAUAAGAUAUUAUCAUUAUUACAGUAAUUAUUAAUUACCAACUUAACUGUUCUUGGGCUAUUAGUUCAUAUUUUGGCCACCACCAAUGUGAAGUUAGUUAAAAGAUAACCUAAUUUAGUAGUAGU
Messenger RNA from Ostrinia nubilalis (European corn borer), 2445 nucleotides. RefSeq lists its product as uncharacterized. NCBI's taxonomy places the organism in Eukaryota, Metazoa, Arthropoda, Insecta, Lepidoptera, Crambidae. The transcript is spliced from 5 exons. The coding region runs from base 204 to 1787 and encodes 527 amino acids. The record is from RefSeq and is a predicted model, not a curated record.